GGCGGCGGCGGCGGCGGCGCGCGCGGGGCGAUGGCGGACAGCGCCAGCGAGAGCGACACCGACGGCGGCGGCGGCAGCGGCGGCUCCGCGGGGCCGCUGUCGGGGGGCGGCCCGGGCGCGGGGCCCGGCUGCGGCGCGGCGGGCGGCGGCGGCGGCUCCUCGGGGGGCGGCAAAGCGGGCGGGAUCGUGAUCUCGCCGUUCCGGCUGGAGGAGCUGACGAACCGCCUGGCCUCGCUGCAGCAGGAGAACAAGGUGCUGAAGAUCGAGCUGGAGACCUACAAGCUCAAGUGCAAGGCGCUGCAGGAGGAGAACCGCGACCUGCGCAAGGCCAGCGUCACCAUCCAAGCAAGGGCAGAGCAAGAAGAAGAAUUCAUCAGUAAUACUCUAUUUAAGAAGAUUCAAGCUCUGCAGAAAGAAAAAGAAACACUUGCAGUAAACUAUGAAAAGGAAGAGGAAUUUCUCACUAAUGAGCUCUCAAGAAAACUGAUGCAGCUGCAACAUGAGAAAGCUGAACUGGAGCAGCAUUUAGAACAGGAACAGGAAUUUCAAGUGAACAAACUGAUGAAGAAGAUUAAAAAACUGGAAAAUGAUACAAUUUCGAAGCAGCUCACCCUGGAGCAGCUAAGACGUGAGAAGAUUGACCUUGAGAACACUUUGGAGCAGGAACAAGAAGCACUAGUGAACCGUCUCUGGAAGAGGAUGGAUAAGCUUGAAGCAGAAAAACGAAUUUUGCAGGAGAAAUUAGACCAGCCAGUAUCUGCUCCACCAUCACCCAGAGACAUAUCAAUGGAGAUAGACUCUCCAGAAAAUAUGAUGAGACAUAUCAGGUUUUUAAAGAAUGAAGUGGAGAGGUUAAAGAAACAACUGAGAGCUGCACAGUUACAGCAUUCAGAGAAGAUGGCACAAUAUUUAGAAGAGGAGCGACAUAUGAGAGAAGAAAACUUGAGACUUCAAAGAAAAUUACAGCGGGAAAUGGAACGUAGGGAAGCUCUCUGCAGACAACUGUCAGAAAGUGAAUCCAGCUUAGAAAUGGAUGAUGAAAGAUAUUUUAAUGAGAUGUCUGCACAAGGAUUAAGACCUCGCACUGUGUCCAGUCCUAUCCCUUAUACACCCUCACCAAGUUCUAGCAGACCUAUAUCACCUGGUCUGUCAUAUGCAAGUCACACAGUUGGUUUCACACCACCAACUUCACUGACUAGAGCUGGAAUGUCUUACUACAAUUCCCCAGGCCUUCAUGUGCAACAUAUGGGACCAUCCCAUGGUAUUACAAGGCCUUCACCACGAAGAAGUAACAGCCCCGACAAAUUUAAACGUCCCACUCCUCCUCCUUCUCCAAACACGCAGACCCCAGUGCAGCCACCUCCGCCACCACCUCCGCCACCUGUGCAACCUCCGGGCCAAGCCGCGGCAUCGCAGGCAGCCAAUUUUCAGCAUUCAGUGCAUCCCUCCUCUCAGCCUUAGUGCAUGUGCUCUGCAGUCUCUAUGUCAGAAGUGGACUCAUAACACGGAGCAGUUUACUAAAAGCCAAAGGCUUACUUGGCAUAUUUGGAUUUGACUUAUUUGCACUGAGGUUAUAUAGGCUUCACUGUUAAUUGUGUUGUAAACGUUUGUAUAAAAUGCAGCCAGUGUUGUGGGUCUACAACACUAACUUAACAAAAUUUUCCAUCAGUGUUUACUUGAACUACAUGUAUGUCCAUUCUCUGGCUGGAACAUUUGCUACUCUGUUUGGUAAUACGGCAUUAUGUCGUUUUGCUUGGCUCCAGAGCUUCAUUUUCCUGGCUUUUAGGUUUGUAAAAUUAAAGGGAUACCUUUUUAUAUUUUUUCAUGACAAUUUGCAGAAAAUGAAAGGCAUGAUGGGCUACAUGAUAAAUUCUAAAAUAUUACAGUGUUUACCAAGCUUAUGGAAGAUCAGCACUAUGUUUCAGUCGUUUAAAAUAUCAGCUUCUAGUGCAAAAGUGAGUCAGACACCCUAAUCAGUGCCCAAGACACAAGCUCUCUGGUAUUUUAUAGCAAAUCAGCUUAAUUCACAGAGGACACAUCCAUACUUCUUCUCCUGUUUAAAAGCACCUAAAUCACAUGGUACAGUCAGAACUUUACACUGAGGGAACUGGCUUGUUGGAGUCUGUGGAAUGUACAAUUCGUGGACCUUAAGAUUUGAUGAUGUCACUUGACAUUUCUGCUAACCUGUAAGCUGCCCAUACCGUGUGCCCUGUCACAGUGACUGUAGGGGAGUGUGGUCCUGCCCACAGGUUACUGAGAGCUGAUUCAAGUGUGUGCUCUUGGAUUUUUUUGCUGCAGAAGGCAAUGUGAUUGUAGAGAACAGCUAAUGAUAAUUUCUUUCUUGUUAAAAUAUAUUCGUUGUGAUUCCCCUGAAGCAAAGUUUGAACAGGUAUUUUAAAUGUUCAAAAGUCUGUUAGAAAACGAAAUCAGCAUAGAGGAAUAUAUUGGCUAAUAGCCAAAACUUUGUAUUGCUUGGUAGAAACAGAGUACAAGAAAGUAGCACAACAUGGCACUAAUGAAUGCUUCUUUAGCAGCCUAAGCCGGUACAAUGUAUAAAGAAAUGUAUUCCAAAUACAUUCUUUCCAUUCAUUUAGCACAAAUAAAUUGGUUUCACUUUGCAGUGGAACAAAGUGUCACUUCUUGAUAUUGACAUCUACUCGGUUACAUUUUUCCUGAGGUUCCUGUUGAGUACUGGGGUUUAUAUAUUAUUGAUAAUUUUAAAUGGUUUACCUCAUAUAUAUGGAUAUGUGGGCCAUGGAAAAUGACAAGAGAAUGUUUAUUUUAUGAGAAUAUGUAUCUGGCUAUAAUCAGAGCAAAACAUGAGUAAUUUAUCUUUUGUUUACAAAAGUUUGUUUGACAUGCUUAAUGCUUUAUUAAGAACAUUUUUAAGAAGGAAGUACAGCAUUCUGGUAGUAUACUAACUCUUGUACAUAUAAUGUCAUGUUUGCCGCUCACCUAUUCAGUCAGAAUUGCAAACUGAAAAUCCUUAUGAAAAUAGUGAUCUAAAUCAAAGUUGUAAGUUAAAAUAAUGUUGUAAAAUGUUCCGCUUAAGGCAAAAUUAGAAUUUCUUCACCAUAGCUAUGUAGUUUCAGCUCUGAGAGAAUUUAGAGAAAUGCAUAUAUAGUCUAUUACACUUCUUAAACCAAUAUGGGAUCAAGUGCAUUAUCAAAUUACAUUACAUUAAUUAUGGUAGUUACUCUCCAGUCAAACAAUUCUCAAGAUUGUGGCAAACCUAAAAUUUGACAACUGCUUCCACCUGAAAAUAAUUGACCAUAGCAGAUGCUCAGCUUUGCAUAGAGGAAACUCAGCUCUGAGCAUUCUAAUUAAGCAGAGCUCCUGAAUAAGUGAUAGGAUUGAAUGGGGGAAAGUGACAGAUAGUCAGAGGUGGGACUAAGGUCAAGACAGGAUCAGCUUAGUUUGACGCUUGUCCUUUUGUAAACAUAAGACGAAGAAAAAAAUAUACUCUCUGUUAAGUAGGAUUCCAGCUUAAGUAUCCCAGAAUUUAAAAUGGUGCCCUCCUUUCUGAAGUGCUUUGAGAUCCUUGGAUGUAUGGCUCUGUGAAGGGCAAUCUCGUGGUGGUAGUAGCACAAAUGUGGGUGGAAAGGGAAGAGCCUUUGAUGGUGUUUUAAGAUCUCAAAGUGGAAAAUUGCCUAGAAUAAUUUACAUUUGAAGCAUAUUCCAAAACUGAAUUUGUGUAACCCAAGUUCAGCUGCUGUUAUAAAGUGUCUUAGUGAACUUUCCUUACUGUUCCAGUGGGACUGUUACCAGAAGAAAGUAAAGAACUGACAAAUGUAUACUAAACCUUGAAAGUGUAAAAAGGCACUAAAUUGGCCUUAUUGAACUAAGAACGUUGAACAAACAUUUGCUUGCAAUCAGAAGUGUUAAACUCUAUUUGUAGACUUUUUGAAUAAGAUGAGAAAUUGUGCACAACCAUCUCCUAAUAAAUGUAAAUGGAUUUUCAGUUUUCCUUGUGAAUUAUAGUCAUGAAUUAUGAUUCUGCAGCUGUGAUUUUAUCAGAUCUAUGGACUGGAGAAACUCAACAGUGAGGUCCAGCUCACUAUGAGGGCUUAAGUGCUUUGUUUCUCUCAGAAGCACCUGGGUGGUUUUGUGACAUCCUUUUCAUCAUUAAUGCCUCUCAGUUGCACACUGCAUUGUCACCAGCUGUGUAAGUCCACAGAAGCAAUUUCUAGCUGUGUGGAGCAUUUUGUGAGCGUACCCCUUCACAGCUAAAGAUUAAAAAAAAUAAAAUCUACUUUUCAGCUGUUUCA
Molecule: messenger RNA, 4268 nt
Organism: Haemorhous mexicanus (house finch)
Lineage: Eukaryota; Metazoa; Chordata; Aves; Passeriformes; Fringillidae
Gene: CCDC6
Product: coiled-coil domain containing 6
Exons: 9
Coding region: 31-1461 (476 amino acids)
Source: RefSeq, a predicted model, not a curated record